AUGGCUAAACAUACGAUUUCAACUAAACGAAUAAAACGACCUCAUGCUUAUGAAAAUCUUAUUAGUAGUUUAGACACAGAAAGUGAUCUGAAUGAUCUAACACUUGAAAAUUUAACAAGUCUUGAAUUUGAUCAAAGUAUUGAAGAAGAUCAACAAAUAAAUAAAUCAGUGGCUCGAAGUUAUAGCAAUCUUAUAUAUGAGUCACUUUCAUAUGAUAUCCGACGUCAAUCUCAAGUAUCAUCAAUUAGUGGACAAUUACGUAAUUUACGUCGAAAAUUUAGUGAUCGAACUGAUGCUAUUAAAGAAAUUAUUCAUCAACCACCAGAUUACGAAGAUAAUGCAACAACUGCUAGUGUUAUUGUGCGUGAAGAAAAACAGCAACAACAAUUUCCUGCUAGAUCAAUAUUUGCAUCAGAUAGUGAAAGUCAUGCUUCAACAACUAGUCUAGCUAUAGAAGGCAAUGGAAUAAAACAACGUUUACAACGAAUUCUUUUUCGUUGUAUACGAAAAUCUGGUUUUCGAAAACCAGUUGAUACAGAUAGUAAUGCACAUUUAAUUUGGUUAACGUUAGUGGCUAUGGCAUAUUUAUACAAUUUUAUAUCAAUACCAUUACGUAUAGCAUUUCCAAUAUGGAAAAACGGCGAAAGAAACAUUUGGUUAUGGAUGUUAAUCGAUUAUUUAUGUGAUGUACUCUAUUUAAUAGAUAUAUUUUUUGUUCAAACAAGAAUUAAAUAUUUAGAAAAUGGACUUUGGACUACAGCAUUUCGUUUAACUGCUAUGAAAUAUUUUCAUUCAUUACGAUUUGUAUUUGAUUGUUUAUCACUUUUACCAUUGGAUGUUCUUUAUUUUCUUUUUGGUUUUCAUGCAAUUUUUCGAUUAACACGUUUACUUAAAAUACGUUCAUUAACAGAUUUUUUUCGUUCUUGUGAUCGUUGGGUACAAUCAUUUUUUGCUAGUGUUCGUCUUGUAAGAAUUCUUGCAUUACUUCUAUAUGUUAUAUUAUCUGUACAUGUAUAUGCAUGUAUUUAUUUUCUUUUUUCAAAUUAUGAACGUCGAAAUGGUGUUGAUAAUGGUUGGGUUUAUAAAAUAGAAAAUCAACCACGUAUGAGUGCAUAUUCAUAUUCAUUUUAUUAUUGUUUUAAAAUUGCAUCUACAAUUGGCAAUAUUCCAAGUCCAGAAACUGGACCUGAAUAUGUAUUUGUUAUAACGGGAUAUUUAUUAGCAUUAUUUAUAUUUGCUUUAUUAAUUGGACAAAUACGUGAUGUAUUUCAAUCAAUGAAUCAAAGACGUUCAGAAUAUCAAAAUAAAGUUGAACAAGUUAUGCAAUAUUUAACAAAAUUUGGAAUACCAAAAACUGUACAAGACAGAGUUAGAAAUUGGUUUCAAUACAAUUGGGAAGACAGGAAUACACUUGUAGAAGAUGAUGAUACAACAUUAUCAUUUUUACCUACAACUCUUCAAACUGAACUUGCUAUUAGUAUUCAUUACGAUACAUUAUCAAAAGUACAAUUAUUUCAGGGUGAAAUCGGUCGAGAAAUGUAUAUUGUUAAUCAUGGAAUUCUUGAUGUAUUUAUUGAUGACAAACGUAUAGCUGGUCUUGAAGAUGGUGCAGUUUUUGGUGAAAUUAGUUUACUUGAAGUAGCAGGUGGUAAUCGACGUACAGCUGAUGUAAUUUCACGAGGCUUCUCAACAUUAUUUACUUUACAUAAAGCAGAUUUAAAUGAACAAUUAAAAGAUUUUCCAGAAGCUGGUAAAGUUCUUCGUCGAAAAGCCAAAAAAUUAAUGAAACGUUCAUCUAAACCAGAAGAAGAAGAAACAGCUCAUGAUGAUGGAAUUGUUCAAGCAGAACCAAUUAUUGUCGAUCAUCCACCAAAAUCAGAUCCUAAAUUACUCGAUACAGUUUUGAAAGCUGUCGGUUCGAAAUCAAAGUUAGCAGAAGUAUUAACUCGACCUCGACCAAGCAUAUAUCCAGCAGUCUCAUUAGAAGUUCCUGAUAUUGCUAUAUCAACAAAUCAUGAACCAAUUCGAAACUCAACUGACAAUGAUCAUCAUCAUAAUCGUAUAAUCCCAACAUUAACAGUAACACCAGUUGAUGCAACAACAGCGCGAAUUCAAACUCUUCGUCAAAGACUUUUUUCAACUCCAUUACAAAAUUUACCAUCAGCAAUGCAAUAUCCAAACGAUGAAGAUGAUUUAUUUAUUCAUCGUACGUUACCAACAUCAGAAACAAGCGUAACUUUGCUAUUUGAUGAUGAUCUCGUUUAA
Molecule: messenger RNA, 2265 nt
Organism: Rotaria sp. Silwood1
Lineage: Eukaryota; Metazoa; Rotifera; Eurotatoria; Philodinida; Philodinidae
Source: the annotation of a GenBank genome assembly